Penicillium cosmopolitanum is the source of this 1566-nucleotide messenger RNA. RefSeq lists its product as uncharacterized. NCBI's taxonomy places the organism in Eukaryota, Fungi, Ascomycota, Eurotiomycetes, Eurotiales, Aspergillaceae. The coding region runs from base 1 to 1566 and encodes 521 amino acids. The transcript has a single exon. The record is from RefSeq and is a predicted model, not a curated record.
AUGCCAGCACCUCCUGGACCAGAUCUUCCAGCAAGAACAGCAUUGGUGCCUCAAGCUCUUCCACUGCGUGCUCCCGGGCCAUUGCAAGGGGCACAUAGUAUCGAAACUCUAGCUGGUAUUGGACCACCAGAGUCACGCUCGGUCCUCAAUGCAGCUCCCGGACUUGUGGCUUCUGGAGCGAUUGCACCACCGCAUGGGUUUCAACCAGGAACACCCGGUCCAUUACUUGGGGAACCUAGUAUUCUACAGGCUUUGAAUCCGAAAUCUCCGGUGCUUAUAGCUAUUGAUGAGGCGCUGACUAGGCCAGGGCUGCUAGGGGAGUUCCAACUGGAAUCAACUUCUCAGCAACCAGAGGCUGGGCCAUUGAUAGGAUCACCUAUUCUCGGUGUUCUAGUUCCGGGCGGAGAUGAGACAUCAGGACUGUUCGUAACUCCGAACCGAGAGGAGAUGUUCGCACCGCCAGGGUCAAAGCUGUUUGGAACGAUACAACCACCGCCUAAUUACCAGCCAACUUCUGGGCCCAUAGAGGGAGGCCAAAUCAUGGAAACCUUCUCAAUGAAUCUGGAAACCACCUCGAACCCGAAAUCUGUCAAUCUUGAUGUGUUGGACGCACUUAUGCUGCAACAGCGACCACAGCACAAAUGGGGACAUCUUUCACCUUUCUGGAGCGAGGCCUUGAUGCCCCUGAAACUGGAAGAUGCGCAAGGUUUAAUCGAUUCCUGGGCCGAAGAGCAGGAAAGACGAUUAGAACGCUUUGUCACGCAUACAACCAGGAUUCGGAAUCAUAUUGUGAAUCAUCCGGACACUUAUGAUACGAUGAUGGCUCUUGGGCUCCAGAAUGAGAGGUAUGAAAUUGUGGCGGGGUGGAGAAGUUGGCUCACAGAUGCAAAGAAGUGGUAUGUAAUUGAAUGGCACAAAUUGAAAUGGACCCCCGACGAGAUUCAGGAGAAUACUGAAGAUGGAGAUUGCAGACGAAUUGUAUCCGAAGAGCAGCUAAGCCAAAGAGCUAGGUUACAGAGACGGGAGGCUAAGCUGAUCGGUGGGUCUGAUUGGAUUGAGCACUUACAUGAUAACCUACCUUCGGGUGAUGCUUGGAGGCUCUUGUGUGAAUGGAAUGAGAAUGGGUUUGAUUUCAGCAGUCCCCUCACUGUGUAUAACAUCCCGAUGGAUAUUGUACGUGCUUCUGACUCUGCGCUGUUGUGUACUAACUACCUUGGCCAGAUGCUUAGUGACUCGACUGAUCCCCUUCAACUGAGUCCGAACGAUAUGUGGCUUAAUACUGCGUAUCUCAGUAUCGAGAAGCUCCAGGAAUGCCUGCAUGCACAGGGUCAUUUCCAACCAGGUCAAACGCUCUGGUGGAGCCCUGGGAUCCUGGCAAGCAAUGAUCUGUUCUUUAUAGAUGGUCAGACUCGGCUGGAUGAUUCAAAUGCCUUUGUUAGGGCAGUUUCAAAUAGUUUAAGUGGGCCGUGGGAGAGCUUCGCGGGAUCCAGGCCAAAAGUGGGUCGUCAUGGGCCUUUCGAUGAAAGUACGUCCCCUCGUGUUACUAUAAUUGUUCGGGACUAUUAG